This is a messenger RNA of Mercenaria mercenaria, 6058 nucleotides long. Its product is annotated as serine/threonine-protein phosphatase 6 regulatory ankyrin repeat subunit C-like. The transcript is spliced from 2 exons. NCBI's taxonomy places the organism in Eukaryota, Metazoa, Mollusca, Bivalvia, Venerida, Veneridae. Gene Ontology annotation, molecular function: protein binding. The record is from RefSeq and is a predicted model, not a curated record. The coding region runs from base 236 to 1063 and encodes 275 amino acids.
CUUUGCUAUACAGAAAGCAGAGACUUUCCUGAAGAAUGACAGAGUAGUGUAGUGAAAAAAAAAGUCACAGUUUGUUUGCAAAACCUGCAAGAAAAUGAUAGAAAAUGAAAAGUAUGAAAAAAAUCACUUUAUCCAGGAAUAAUAUGAUAGGCAGUGUAAAUUUGAAUGCAACAGAUUGAAGACAGUUUGAUACAAAGGUUUUGCAACUUUUUAGAACAUUUACAGCAGAGAAAAAAUGGAUAACGAGAAUGUAAACAUUUCAGACAAUAUAAGGAUGAUAACAGCAGUUCAGGAAAAUAAUGCAAGGCUUGUUAAACAGCUCAUAGAAAGGGGACAGAAUCAAUUUACUCUUGAUUCCAGUUUAUGUUGGGCCACAAGACUUGGUUACCUCCCUUUAGUCAUCUUACUAGUGGAAGGUGGUGCUGAUCCAAAUUCAGAAGUUUGGGGUGGAUUUUCUCCACUGAUAUGGGUGACUAUUUUUUCUGGCGAUACAGAUGUGGUUAGGUAUUUGGUAAACUCUGGAGCAGAUGUAGAUCACUGCUCCUCAAAGAGAAAACAGACAGCGUUACAUGCUGCAGUAAUAAAAGGAGAUGCCAGACUGGUUCAGUGCUUAAUUGAUACAGGAGCCAGUCUAGAUGUUCAAGACUAUCUUUACAAGACGCCACUUCUUCAUGCCACUCAAAGAAAUCUUAAGAAUGUUGUUAAAACUCUUAUUCUAAAUAAUUGUAAUGUCAAUUUGCCUGGAUUUGUGAAUGGGACUAGAUUAUCUCCCCUUCUGGUAGCUCUUCUCCAGAGCAAUUUGGAAAUCACAAAAAUGUUGAUUUUGGCUGGGGCAAAAUUUGAACUUUUGGCUAUCUACCAGACUUUCACUUUGUCUCACUUCUAUAAAACUGUAGAAGAUUGUUUAAACCUGGAAGUGAGACCUGUUUACCUGCAACAACAAUGUCGAGUUAGUAUAAGAGAGUUACUAAAACCCCAGUUCCUUCAAAAACUCAGGCAACUUGAACUACCUCCGCCUCUUAGGGAAUUUCUUAGCAUGGAGGAAUUGAAUAGAGCAUUUUGAAAUGUUAAGACAGUAACAGCAUUAAUUCUUAUGAGGGACUAACUUUUGUAGAUUUCAUAGUAACUCAAUCCACAAAAUUGCACUCCAACAAACAAGUUACAUACCCGUCAAUUUUAUUUUUAAAUCUUCAUUUCAACAUUUGUUUCCCAAUAAAAUAUGUGAAAUACCUGUCAAAAACCAUAAAACUUUGGUAACAGAAACAAUUUUUAUGGUGCUUUGUAAUUCCAGCUGUAUACAGUUAAGUACUCGGACAAAAUUACUACUCAAUUUGAACAAGGUGAACAAAAUCCUCCCUGUGAUUUUGUUUCCAAUUGUAUCUAAACAUUCACUUCAUUCUGCUUAAAAGCUGAUGAUUAUCACUAAAAAAAUAUAUUCUUUAAUCUCUGUUGAAUUUUCAGUUGUUUUGGUUUUUUAACAAAAUCACUAGGGAGGGGAUAUUGCCUGCUUUGGUCAAAUUUGGUAGGAGGGAUUUGGCAGGGUGUGAGUGUGGAUUUUGUCGUACACUGUAAGUUUUAAUUUUUCAUUUCCAUCUGUUAGCAAUGAAUGUUAUUUAGUUUGUUACAUAGACAUAUAUAUCUAUAUACUAGACUGUAUAAGUGCUUGAUUUUGUAAUAUGAAAAUGUCUGUGAUUUUUGUUAUUUGAAUUAUUGCAAGAUCAGCAUUAUGCUAAAGUUAAAGCCAAGUCUUUGUUAGAUUCUGUUUUUAAGAACCUAUUAAAUAGAACUGGUUUCAUUCCCCCAUUUACUUGUAAUCACUGUAUUCAUCAAACAAGAAAAAGUUAAGUUUGAGAUAGGAAAAAAACAUUUUACCAGUCGCUUUUGACGGCUUCCAAGCUUUUAUGCUUCUCUAUAUGUCAAACUGACCUUACUCAAUAUGUAACAGAUUUUUUUGUCAAAUUUUCUUUUUUGUAAAAUCCAUUGAAUAUGAAGUCAAUAUAUUUUCCCCAAGAAUGUACAUGUAAUCAUUGAUUCAUUGUCCAUCUCAGGCUAACACAUUGACUGACUUCAUUAAAUCAUAUAAGUUGAAAGUGACCAAUGCUCGAACAUUGUACAUUCCUUGUUAAUAAGAAUAUUUGAACAGUUAUCUUUGUAUUAUCUAUUUACUGUUGAUGUUCACUAAAUUUUAUGGAUGCAUGUGGCGUAAAGUUGUACUCGGAUUGUAUUAAAUGGGUCAUUGUGUUGAAUGUAAAGGCAGUAACUCCUUAGAGCUGCCCCUCUGAUCUGGACACUUUAGAAAAAGCACUACACAUGUUAGCUACAUAUGUGUAGUUACUUGCAUCAAACUUUUCAUUCUGAAUUUUUAGCUCACUUGAGCAUGAUCGAAGUGCUCAAGGUGACCUUUAGAAUCGUUGGAUUUCUGUCUUCAUUGCAUCAUCAGUCUGUCAUCCACAAUUUCUUUAAAGAACUCUUUCUCCUAAGCCACUAUGCAAAUUUCAACCAAACUUCAACAGAUAAUUUUGGGAAAAAUGGAGACAGCUGUGUAUAAACUUUAUUGUAUGCUUUGAGGACUGAAAUAUGAUAAAGCAGUUUUAAUCUCCUACAAACCAUGCAAGUUUUACCUUUGAGGAAAAAAAGCUAUAUGCAUAAUUAUUACAGAUAGAUUUGAACAGAGUCUUUUUAUAGUCAGAGAUGAGUGUUUUGUAAAAGAAGAGCAGCAAAGAUUGAAGUAAGAAAUUACCUUAGGGAAUUGUAACAAUUUCAGUACAGAAAUUUGUCAGCAAACAGAAAGUCAAAUCACAUUAUUUUGCAAGAUGAAAUUUGUUUCGUGGAAAAAGAAAAAUAUCUGCUGUUUAUAUAAUGUGUCUCAAUGUAUGCAGCAGAUGUCUUGGAUUAUGAGAAAAUCAAACAAAACAAUGUGAGAACUGUUAGACACAUGACUGCGCUGUCUUGUAACAUAGUUACAUAGAUUAAUUUUCCAAAAUAAUAUAAUAUUUCGUUUACAAUAAAACUAAAUUCAGUAUAGACAGUAAACAUUCUGGUAGCAAACAAAACUGUUUCAGUUAUCACCAUUCUGAAAAUAUUUGUGUUGGCCAUAUUUUAAAGACUAAGUGAACCUUGUCCAUUAACUUACAGAUUUUAGCAGAAGUGUAUCAUUAUAAUUGAGCUGCGCCAUGAGAAAACCAACAUAGUGGGUUUGCGACCAGCAUGGAUCCAGACCAGCCUGCGCAUCCGCGCAGUCUGGUCAGGAUCAAUGCUGUUUGCUUUCAUAGUCUAUUGCAAUUAAAGAAACUGUUAGCGAACAGCAUGGAUCCUGACCAGACUGCGCGGAUGCGCAGGCUGGUCUGGAUCCAUGCUGGUCACAAAGCCACUAUGUUUGUUUUCUCAUGGCACGGCUCAAUUAUUUAUUGAUGAACUACACAUAAUGCUAACAAGUUUGAAGUUGCAUCCUCUCUUUAUUACAGGAUAAUGUUUCAUUUAAAUAUUGUUACGUGUUUUUCUUUUUGUUACACAACACCUUAAAAUGAAUUUUAAAACAUUUUCUUGUUUGUUAGAGGGUUAGUUUGUUUACAUAACGGGUUUAAAAUGCAUGCAAAUUAAUCAAACAUUCUUGUACUUCAUUAAAUCUGUGAUAAAUUGAAAGUUUCAGAAGUCUAAGCAUAUUAUUAACGCAUUUGAGUACUUAAUGUCUAAAUAGUCUUUGAAAUGUCUUUUAUAUGUAAAUUACUUAAAUGUUUAUUCAUUUGAAAAGCAUCUAAAAUGCCUUCGGAAUUAGUGUUUUCUGAGUAUUGAAUAUUACACAUAGAGGUUGGCCUUCUAGGCUAAGUGUUUAAGGUCAUUUACUUCUAAUCACUUUCACAGGGUUUGAAACUUCACUUGAGAUGUAGAAUUCUUUCAUUUGUGGGUUUGCUGGAUUUGGUGGUUCUACAGUGGUGCUGACCUGUGCCUGAAAAAAUUUUCAAGAGGAACACCUGGGUGUUUCAACAAAACAUUAAAAAACAAAGCAUAAAAUUUGAAAAUUUUAGGAAUUUCCCAUUUCUUUUGUUCUGGUAACAGUGUGUAAAAUAUGUUGUGCAGCUUAAUGGAUACUAUGAAGCUAUUAUGCCCUCAGUGUCAAAGACCCCAGAGGCAUAUAGUUUUGAACUGUACAUUUGUCAGUCCAUUUUUUUCGUCUGUAUUUCUGUCUGACACACUUCCUUGUGUACUCCACUCAUACGAUUUCCAUUAAAUUGAGAUGAAACUUGGUAUACUCCAUCAACAUGAAGUGGACAUGCAUACAUUUUCAGGACUUUGAUGUCUGAAUGUAUUUUCUGCAAUUGUGGCCAGUCUUGGACAUUGAAAUAUUACAGUUACAUCAGACCAGUGUGUUUUCAACUUCUGCAGUUACCAUCUAACUGAAAUGAAACAUGAUAUAUAUCAUCAACAUGAAGUUGACAUGCACGUAUUCUUGGGACUUCCAUAUCUCACUAUUUUUUCCUUGAUUUAUGGUUCUUUUUUUUGUUUGGAUAUCACAAAUAUUGUGAACUCAAUUCUGACAAUUUCCAUCCAAUUGAAUUCAAACUUGGUAUACAUCAUGAACAUGAAGGGAACAUUUGCAUAUUAUUAGGACUUUUUUGUGACUGAUCAUUUUUAUUUGAGUUAUGGCCCUUUUUGAUCAUUGUGUAACUACACCAGAAUAUUACUCAAUCAUCCAACAGUUUCAGUUUUAUGGAAAUGAAACUUGGUUUACAUUAUCAACAUCAUGCCUAUUUAGCAUUUUGAGUUUUGUGUCCAUUCUUGUUUCAGCUAUGUACCUUUCUUUAUGGAUGUCAAAAAUAUCAUUCAAUCAAGCAUUUUCAGGGGGCGUGUGUCAUACAAUGCUGACAUCUUUCUCGUUGUUCACAGAAACAGGUACAGAACCUUAAUGUUCACAUAGAGGCAUUUGCCAUCAUCACCUGGAGUUGUGUUCCUUUAUGUUUAUCUAGAGGCAUGUACUAUUAUGUUCAACUUGAAGGUAUCUUCCUUCAUGUUCAUUGAGAGGCAUUUGCCUUUAUGUUGCCUUUAUGUUCAUCUAGAGGCAUGUCCUUUUAUGUCUACCUUGAGUCAUGUUCCUUUAUGUUAAUUGAAGGCAUUUCCCUUUAUAUUCAUCUAGAGGCAUGUCCUUUUAUGAACACCUUGAGUCAUGUUCCUUCAUGUUCAUUGAGAGGCAUUGCCUUUAUAUUCAUCUAGAGGCAUGUCCUUUUAUGUCGACCUUGAGUCAUGUUCCUUCAUGUUCAUUGAGAGGCAUUUGCCUUUAUAUUCAUCUAGAGGCAUGUCCUUUUAUGUCGACCUUGAGUCAUGUUCCUUCAUGUUCAUUGAGAGGCAUUUGCCUUUAUAUUCAUCUAGAGGCAUGUCCUUUUAUGUCGACCUUGAGUCAUGUUCCUUCAUGUUCAUUGAGAGGCAUUUGCCUUUAUAUUCAUCUAGAGGCAUGUCCUUUUAUGUCGACCUUGAGUCAUGUUCCUUCAUGUUCAUUGAGAGGCAUUUGCCUUUAUAUUCAUCUAGAGGCAUGUCCUUUUAUGUCGACCUUGAGUCAUGUUCCUUCAUGUUCAUUGAGAGGCAUUUGCCUUUAUAUUCAUCUAGAGGCAUGUCCUUUUAUGUCAACCUUGAGUCAUGUUCCUUCAUGUUCAUUGAGAGGCAUUUGCCUUUAUGUUCAAUUAAUGUUUAUUUUUUUUUUUUGUUAAAGAUUUUUCUGAAAUAAUGUUGCUUUGAAAUUGUAUCAGGAGUUGAGUAUGUAGGUCACGAACCAUAUCUGUUAUCUUGUACAUGUAUUAUAUGGACGUCCCUUAAGCCUUUUCACCCACUGGUAGUGCUGUUGUUAAGGCGUAAAUUUUGUUUAACAUUAUUAUUAAAAAAAUCAGUUUUAUUUUUACAAAAUUGCAAAGGGGUCUUUUUAAAGAUACACAUAUACUUUUAACCAUACAUGUUUAGAAGUUCUGCUUUUGUUAUGUUUGUUGUCACAAUAUGAUGGCAUAUUAAGAUUUUCAUUAAUGCUUUGUUGCUGUAUGAUUUAACCUUGAAAGAAUAAAAAGUGUAAAAAGAA